AUGGAGAGAAGUAACUACAACCGUGGAAGUGGUGGUGCCGGCCGUGGCGGCUACGGAGGUGGUGAUCGUGGUGGUGGUCAUAAUCGUGGUGGCGGCUGCAGAGAUGGGAAUUACCCACACCCACAUUACCAGCAGCAGGAUCAGCAUCAAGGUGGUGGUGAUCGUGGUGGUGGUCGCCGUCGUGGUGGUGGCGGUCACGUUGGGAACUACCCAAAUCAACAGUACCAGCAGCAGGAUCAGUAUCAAGGUGGUGCUGAUCGUGGUGGUAGAAGAGGGAGGGGUACGGGUACGAGUCCCAUUCAGAACGGUGGGGACCAAUGGGUUAUUCGUCCGGGUCAGACCGGUAAGGGUGGUGGUGAGGGUCGCAGACCACCGCAAGAGAUAGGUCACGGUGUGUGGCCCACGAGGGCGGAGCCAACUGAAGGGUGUGGAAGAGGUGGGUAUGGUGGAGCAGCUGGUAGAGGAAGGCGAUUCCGGCGGCGUCCCACUUCUGUGCCUGGUCAGCUUCAAUACCAGACUCAGGAUGAAAGGGUUCCUGAGCAAACUCUUCCUGUUAUAUCUCUUUGCUUUGAUCUUAGUUUGCAUCUUAUACUAAUAUACUAUGGGCAUCUUGAUUUUUCCAAAUUUUGGUUGGUUUCAACCUCUUCUGAUGACAUGAAAGCACUGAGGUGGCUGAUUGUUUCUUCAGAACAGAAGUCUCCGUCGACUAUUGUGGAAAGUACAGAGAGAGUCUUCCCCAUAAAACGGCCGGACAAAGGGGGCACGCUUGCUGUCAGGUCGGCAAGGCUUUUUGCCAACCAUUUUCCAGUCAGAUUCAAUCCAGAGAGCACCAUUUUGCACUAUGACGUUGAUAUUAAACCAGAUAUGUCUCUCAGCACUCACUCUUCAAGGAAAUCAAUUCCGAAAUCUGAUCUGCGUUUGAUCAGGGACAAGCUAUUCUCUGAUAAUCCCACUCGAUUUCCUUUGCAAAUGACUGCAUAUGAUGGUGAGAAGAACAUAUUCAGUGCAGUGUCGCUGCCCACUGGGCAUUUCAAGGUGGAGUUGUCUGAUGGUGAUGACAAGAAGAGCCGCUUGUAUACAUUUACUAUUAAGUUAGUAAAUGAGCUCAAGUUUUGCAAGCUAAAGGACUACUUGAGUGGAAAGCUGCCGUAUAUCCCUCGUGAUAUAUUACAAGGGAUGGAUUUGGUAAUGAAGGAGAAUCCUUCUAGGAAUAGGAUAUCUGUUGGUCGGAGCUUUUAUUCUAGAGAAUUCAUGGCGGAAGAUGACCUUUAUUGUGGCAUAGCAGCUUUUAGAGGCUUUCAACAGGGUCUAAAGGCCACCUCCCAGGGUCUAGCUCUGUGCUUGGACUAUUCAGUGUGGGCAUUUCGCAAGCGACUGUCAGUCAUAGACUUCCUUAAGGAGCAUGUUCGAGGUUUUCGAGAAGUAAACGAUGUCAAAAGGUUGAUAAGAGAAGUGACAAGUGCGUUAGAAGGAUUAAAAGUUACUGUAACUCACCGUGCCACCAAGCAGAAGUACACUAUCGAAGGGUUGACUAGUAAAAAUACGAGACAUACUACAUUCAUUCUUGAAGAUCGAGAGGGUAAGAAUUCACCAAGGGAAAUUGGCGUUGUCGAAUAUUUCAGGGAGAAAUAUAACAAGGAAAUUAUGUACAAGGAUAUCCCCUGUUUAGAUUUGGAGAGAAGUAAUAAGAAAAAUUAUGUGCCUAUGGAAUUCUGUAUUUUGGUAGAGGGGCAGAGAUACCCGAAGGAGCAACUGGAUAGAGACACGGGUCUGUUAUUGAAGAAGAUAUCACUGGCUCCGCCAAAGGAAAGAAAGAAAACUAUCUGUGAGAUGGUGCAAGCUGAGGAUGGACCUUGUGGAGAGGUCGCUCGAAAUUUUGAUAUCGCAGUUGAGAAGAACAUAACAAGAGUGUUAGGUCGUGUUAUCCAGCCACCCGAUUUGAAGGUACGUAGUCCGAGUGGGAAUAUGAAGAAGAUCAAAGUUGACAGGGAGAAGUGUCAGUGGAAUAUUGUUGGGAAAUAUGUGGUUGAAGGCAUACUGGUCGAGCGAUGGGCCUUAAUAGACUUUAGUUCAUUUGAUCGUUAUAAACUGAACUCUGGGAAUUUCAUUCAGAAUUUGAGAAAUAGAUGCAGAAAUCUAGGUGUCCGCAUGGAGGAGCCUGUUGUGUGCCGUUUCACUGGCAUGCAUGAAUUCUCUAGUCUCGGUGGGCUUCAAGAACUUUUUGAAGGUGUAGUUAAGGAGGCUAGUAGGAAAUGUAAGGGUGGUUUGCAAAUUGUAGUCUGUGUGAUGACUGCAAAGCAUCCCGGCUACAAGUAUCUUAAAUGGGUCUCUGAAAUCCAGGUUGGUGUAAUUACUCAAUGUUGCUUAGUAAGUUAUGCCAACAAAGGUAAUGACCAGUAUCUUGCAAACCUUGCUCUCAAGAUUAAUGCCAAGCUUGGGGGCAGCAAUGUAGAACUUAUCGAACGGCUCCCUCGAUUUGAGGGUGAAGAACCUGUUAUGUUUGUUGGGGCUGAUGUCAACCACCCCGCUGCACGGAAUUCAACAUGCCCGUCAAUAGCUGCAGUUGUUGCAACAAUGAAUUGGCCUGCUGCCAAUCGGUACGCUGCUCGGGUUUGCCCCCAAAACCACCGGAAGGAGAAGAUUCUUAAUUUUGGAACCAUGUGUUUGGAUCUAGUCAACACUUACGCUCAGCUUAACAAAGUGAAGCCAAAGAAAAUUGUGGUCUUCCGUGAUGGUGUAAGUGAAGGCCAAUUUGCUAUGGUUCUCAAUGAAGAGUUACUAAAUUUGAAGAUGGCCAUAUAUGAGGAACAUUAUCGCCCAACAAUCACUCUUGUUAUUGCUCGGAAGCGGCACCAGACCCGUUUGUUUCUUGAGAACGAGAGGGAAGGGGGUGGAUCUGGCAAUGUGCCUCCAGGAACAGUGGUGGAUACAACCAUUGUUCAUCCCUUCGAGUUUGAUUUUUAUCUUUGCAGCCACUAUGGAAGCCUUGGGACAAGCAAGCCUACACACUACUAUGUCCUCUGGGAUGAGCACAACUUUACGUCUGAUCAGUUACAGAGGCUGAUAUAUAACUUGUGCUUCACCUAUGCUCGAUGCACCAAACCUGUCUCGCUUGUUCCUCCAGUGUACUACGCUGACCUUGUCGCGUACAGGGGACGUAUAUUUCAAGAGGUGGUGAUGGAGUUCCAGUCUCCUUCAGUAUCUUCUUCAUCCUCUGGUACAUCGUCUUCUUCAUCUGCUGCUUCACUUAACGAGAGGUUCUAUAAACUGCACCCGGACCUCCAGAAUGUCAUGUUUUUCGUUUAA
Molecule: messenger RNA, 3306 nt
Organism: Ilex paraguariensis (yerba mate)
Lineage: Eukaryota; Viridiplantae; Streptophyta; Magnoliopsida; Aquifoliales; Aquifoliaceae
Source: the annotation of a GenBank genome assembly